GUGUGUGUACAUUCUUGAGCGGAAAAUGAUGGCGAUUAUCCAGACGCUUGAAGAGCCUGUGCUCGGUAUGGAUGGAGGUGGCCGUGAAAACUAACAACACUCGCGGGGAAAAGUUGUUUGAUUUGGACGAUCGCGACCUGUCUCGACCCCCGGACGUUUUCAGACGCAGAAAUAAACGAGUGGAUGAGGGUUGAGACUGUAAACUGGUGUAAUAUUCACGUUUGAAAGAGCCACGUAGCUUAUAGAGUUUCAGAUCACACACACACACACUGGCCUAGUGCUUUUAAAGCCUCCACACAAAUACAUCAACCUGAAGAAGAGGAGUGAACGAGAAGAUAAGAUAUAUAAAAAGCGGAACGAGCUGUUGGAGCAAGCAGUGCCUCCCCUGUAGUGUGGAUGAGGAAGUCAUGGAUGACCACACCUCCCCACUGGAGUCCGACCAGUUGCUCAGCCACGACAUCCCAAUGCUCACCUCCCCGCCGCACCCGCCCAACAUCGUCAACGGAGAGGGACCACAACAGGUAAUCUUGGUGCAGGUAAACCCAGGAGAGGCCUUCACGAUCCAGCGAGAUGAUGGUCAGUUUCAGUGUAUCACAGGUCCUGCUCAGGUUCCCAUGAUGUCCCCAAAUGGUUCAGUGCCUCAAAUCUAUGUGCCUCCUGGAUAUGUUCAACAGAUCAUUGAGGAGAACGGAGUGAGGCGGGUGUUGGUCUUACCUCAGACGGAGUUUCAUCCGGGAGCUCGCUUUUUUGCGUGUAAAUAG
Messenger RNA from Sinocyclocheilus rhinocerous, 761 nucleotides. RefSeq names its product fibronectin type-III domain-containing protein 3a-like. Lineage: Eukaryota; Metazoa; Chordata; Actinopteri; Cypriniformes; Cyprinidae. Bases 408 to 761 code for a protein of 117 amino acids. The record is from RefSeq and is a predicted model, not a curated record. The transcript is spliced from 5 exons.